Messenger RNA from Anoplophora glabripennis (Asian longhorned beetle), 716 nucleotides. RefSeq lists its product as uncharacterized. Lineage: Eukaryota; Metazoa; Arthropoda; Insecta; Coleoptera; Cerambycidae. The record is from RefSeq and is a predicted model, not a curated record. The transcript is spliced from 4 exons. The coding region runs from base 254 to 574 and encodes 106 amino acids.
UGACAGUAACUAGACAAAACUUCAAAUUACAUCCGUUUUAACCUUGGCUACGGUUCUUAAUGUAUUAAUUCAGUUUAUAUAAAUUUUCGUUAAAAAGAAACGUUAAGAAGUAGUGAAUAAUUAUCUUUGUAACGACUAGACUACAUUGUAUUCCAAAUGAAUACUUUAUUUUAAUUGGUGGAACGUCUAUAGAAACCACUUCAUUUGACACAGAAGUCCAGCUGUUUGUUGUAUACGGUUAACAGUAAGAAAAAUGUCAGAGAACAUAGAAAUUAGAACGAUUAUUGGAAAUAGAAAUAUCAGUACAGUUUCAGACACUCCUGUAACUGAUCCUGCUUCUGGGGAUAAGAAAGCAGUAAUCAUCAUAUGGCAACUACUAGUUUCUGAGGGCUUGGAAGGAAGUAAUGCUUUUGUCUGCCAAAGGUCUAAGUUGAGAACUGGUUUUUCCAUUAAAGAAGACUUAACAAAAUCCAAUAUCGUACUAAUGAAGAAGGCAAUUGAUAAAUAUGGUUUUUCCAAUGUCUGGAGCCAGACGGGAAAAUAUUUGCUGUUUCCAAUAAUGAGAAAAUUUUAAUUACAACUGCUAUUUUGAUUGGUAUGGUAGAGCUAUAAAUGUAAACAUUCGAAAUAUUUAGGAUUUUAUAUAUUUCUUUUUUUUUUCAGCAGUAUUUGCUUAAUUUUUUUAUCAGUGAGUUAUCGCUUUUUAAGAAUGCUAA